Messenger RNA from Stylonychia lemnae, 2958 nucleotides. NCBI's taxonomy places the organism in Eukaryota, Ciliophora, Spirotrichea, Sporadotrichida, Oxytrichidae. The record is from the annotation of a GenBank genome assembly.
AUGUCUAAUUGGUUUGAAAGGUAUGAUCAAGAAACAUACCUUACCUAAUUCUAGCAAAUAAGAUAUCAGAAUUACAAUCCAGUAUCUGAGAACAAUACAUUUUAAAGAAGCAAUGCUUUUGACUUAAUAGUUUAGUAAUUCCGCUAGUAUAUUACCAAUCACAUGGAAAUAAAGAAAGUAAUUGAUCCUCUUUCAGAAAUAUGCCUCUCAAGUGUCAUGAAAUAAUUGGAUAUGAUCAAAACUGUAUUUGAAACAGAGGGGCUACUUGGAAUGACUGAAUAAUUUACAUCAUACUGUGAUAAGAUCAUUGACUUUGUAAUUGCUGAGAAAUUUUACAUUUUUACUUGUGUUCACAUGAUAAAUUCUAAUAAUCCUAGAGAUUUUUACCGAGAUAGAUCGUUACUAUCAUCUCUAAGAAUAUUUUAUUUCUUGGCAUCAUUAAAAUAGACUAUUGAAGAGUAAGUGUUUGGAAAAGACCUCAAUCUAGACUCAAUAAAAGAACUCUAGCAAUAUAUGUUGGGUCUAUUCGAGAUAUUGCUGGGGAAGCUAGAAACCUAUUAGUAUAUUAAUCCUAACAUAAUUUAUGUAUGUUAGAAGUCUAAUACUAUGAUGGAACACUUGAUUGAUAAAGAAAUUCAUGGUGAUUCAAUUGUUAAGACUUUAUAAGCUAAAUUCUAAUAGAUUGUUGAAGAAGUCUCUGAUGUAAUGCUUUAAACUGUUAAUGAAUUAAGAAACAUAAUUUCCAGUGAGAUAAGGAAACAGGGAAAGUCAAGAGAUGGAAGUGCACAUGAAAAUUAUAGAGGCUAAUACGGUGGAUCUCCUUAUGAAAGUAAUAUGAGAAAGAAUAAUGGAUUAGGGGGUAGAUAAUAGUAGUAUUAAACAAGCAGAAAUAAAUCUGGGUCAUCGAAUGAACUGAGAGGUAUGAAUGAAAACAUUUACAAUUAAAAGUAAAACAUGUAUGGAAACAACAACUAAACGCCUACAUCUGGAACUGAAAAGACAACAAUACCGAGAGGGGUAGCUAGCUUAUUUGGAAGAGAUGUUGAUCAAAUGACUGUAGCGAAAUCAUUCAUUACCUAAAAAUCUAAAUUAGGAAAUAAAGCAGCUUAAAUGAUGAUGAAUAAGACUAAUGUCAUUAAGGAUAAGAAGUUACUCAAUGAUGUAGUUUUGUAGGAUGAAAACAUCGAUUUGGAUAAGAUUAAAAAAUAUUUCGAAAAUGUAAUAAAUGAGAAGCACUUUUUGAAUAACUAUAGCAAAGCAAGAUUUAGAAAUUAAGCUGGAAUGAUUGCAGCUUCAGUAGAUAAUGAAAGCUUUCACUAGCAAAGAUAAUCUGAUGUUCAAAUAGCCAAGAAAUUUUUUCGAUAAGGCUUGACUAUUCUUCCACAAAAUCAAUUGAGGCAAGUCUAGGAAAAAGCAAGAAUGAUAAACCCUUAGAAAAAUAUUUAUUGGACUAAGAUGAAAAAAGAUAUCAAUAAAAGAGAAGCAAGCUAUUCUCCAGGAUAAAAUCAUAAUGAUGUAUUAGCUCAUUUGAGAAAAACUAAUUUUAGAGGAAGUAACUUAAAUGAUCUACACUCAAGCAGAGAUAAUCACUCAUCUGCAAUAGGAAAUAUGAUCUUUUAAGGAGUUGGUAGGCAGAAAACGGGCAUAAUCAAGGAACAUGAUCAUAUUUAAAUCUAUCGAGGCAAUGAUGUAAUCCCAACUAAUCAAGUCUACUAUUCUUAACAUGACUAUCGACAAGAAUAUAACAACUAGCAAGAAUCAAGUAUGAUACAGAAGGAUAGGCAAGUUAUUGAUAAAUCUAAGGGUGUUAUGUAACAUCAUUAACAAUAGAUGUAUAAUGAGUAUGGACAUGAGGCUCUAGACACGAAAGAGUUUAUUCCAAUUGGUAUGUAGUAACAUUCUUUGAACAAUCCAAUGAUAAAUAGUUUAGCCUAGAAAAUUGGUUAAGGCGCACUAAUGAAAGAAGGAAUCUUAGACAAUCCUGUAUAUAAGUAGAAUGUUUACUAUCCAUUCUUCAGUCAGAUCGAGAAGAAGAAGAAAGAAUUAGAGAAAAAUAACAAUCUUGUAGAUGGUCUCUAUAAGAAGAUCAAGGAGUAAUACACAGAUAGACUAGCGAACUUGAUUGUUAAUAAAUCUGAUUCCGAAGAAGUUAAAGCCAUUCUGGGUGAGUACUUUAUGGAACAUAUGGAUGCAAGUGAUGACUAAAAUGAGGGUAAAUAAAAAAGUAAAAACCGAGAAAACAAUAAGAGCUCACCUCGAGACAAUUCAAAGUAAAGAAUAAAGGGCUUCAAGUUUCAAAAGAGCGGUAAUGCAAAUAGGAGAAGAGAUGCACAUGGCUAAGAUUUGAUUGAGAAUCAGAUAUUAACUUUAAGAUAGAAGGGUAAAAUAAAUCCAGACUUAUUUAAAAAGACUAGUAGUGAACUAUCCUUGCAAAUUAAAAUCUAAUAGUCUUAAAAUAAAGAGAGAGAUAACCAAUAAUCUUUUGGCAAAAAAGAUAGAAAUCACUAUAAAGCUACUUAGAAUAAAAAAUACAAUCAUUAAAACCAAAUAGGAAGCCAGCUGGAUAAUAUAUAUGGCGAUGAUGAAGAUGAUGAAUUGUUGUUUCAAGGAGAUUUAAUAAAUCGUGGUCCAGAAAAUGAAUUUUCAGAUGAGAGUUUAUUCGGUGAAGAUUAAAUUAAGGAUCUUCUUGAGAAGAAAUAAAGCUUCUAGAGAUAGGCGAAUGCGGCAAGUACUAGUAAUUUUGGAGAAAGUUUUAUAAGAGAUCAGUAAAAUAAAAGUAGCAGUAGUCCACUCUAGCCUACCUCGUUUAUAAGAAGCAUUAAUGGUUAGAAAAAUUAUUACGGCGCAGGAGGAAAUGCAACUAAUAGAAACUCUCAAUAGCUAGAAGAAAUGAGCAAUAAUAUGAUAAAUAAUACAAACAAAGGUAUAGGCGAAAACAUAAAAAACUAAAAGUAUUGA